AUGGCUACUAAGAAUAGCAAGAUCAUGAUUUUUGGUGCUACUGGUUAUCUUGGUGUAAAAAUGGUGAAAGCAAGCAUUUCCAUAGGCCAUCCAACUUACGCUUAUGUUCGUCCGAUUAAAUCGAACGGCGCCCAUCCUUCCAAAAUUGAGCUUCUCAAUAAUUUCAAGUCCUUGGGAGUAAUCGUUUUCCAAGGAGAACUCGACGAGCACGAGAAACUCGUUAAGGUGUUGAAACAGGUAGAUAUUGUGAUAUCUACUCUUGCAGUCCCUCAACAUCUUGAACAACUCAAGAUAAUAAGUGCCAUGAAAGAAGCAGGCAAUAUUAAGAGGUUUGUUCCUUCAGAAUUUGGCAAUGAAGUUGAUAAGGUAAGGGGAUUACCACCAUUCCAAAAGCUGCUGGACAAUAAGAAGAAGAUAAGAAGGGCAACUGAGGCAGCUGGAAUACCAUUUACCUAUGUGUCUGCAAAUUCAUUUGCUGCAUACUUCGUUGAUUACUUGCUCCAUCCGUGUCAAAAGUCCGACCGUGUUACUAUCUAUGGAAGUGGUGAAACCAAAGCGGUGUUGAACUACGAAGAAGACGUUGCAGCCUACACUGUGAAAGCAGCAACCGAUCCAAGGCUUGCCAAUCGAGUCAUUAUCUACAGACCCUCAAAAAAUAUUGUUUCUCAACUGGAUUUGGUUUCUUCAUGGGAGAAAAAGACUGGACGAACAAUGGAAAGGAUUCAUGUUUCAGAGGAAGAACUCAUUAAGCUCUCCGAAAGGGACCUUGAGGCCAGCAAUUCAUUGUUUAUGCGGAAAUAG
This is a messenger RNA of Fraxinus pennsylvanica, 801 nucleotides long. Lineage: Eukaryota; Viridiplantae; Streptophyta; Magnoliopsida; Lamiales; Oleaceae. The record is from the annotation of a GenBank genome assembly.